This is a messenger RNA of Meleagris gallopavo (turkey), 8401 nucleotides long. NCBI's taxonomy places the organism in Eukaryota, Metazoa, Chordata, Aves, Galliformes, Phasianidae. The record is from RefSeq and is a predicted model, not a curated record.
AUGUUCUGUAAAAACCUGUCUGUCAUGUGUGGCUCUUCUCUCCAUACAGGCUACCAUUCCUGUCGAGAAGCAGUGGCUGCAUAUUACAACUGCCCAGAGGCACCAUUGGAGGCCCAGGAUGUCAUCUUAACAAGUGGCUGCAGCCAGGCCAUAGAACUUGCCUUGGCAGUGCUGGCUAACCCAGGCCAGAACAUCCUGGUGCCACGGCCUGGCUUCUCUCUCUACAAAACUCUGGCACUAUCUAUGGGAAUUGAAGUUAAACUUUACAAUCUCAUGCCAGAGAAGUCCUGGGAAAUUGAUCUGAAGCAUUUGGAGUCCCUGGUGGAUGAGAAAACAGCUUGUGUAAUUGUGAACAACCCAUCAAACCCCUGUGGCUCUGUGUUCAGCAAAAGCCACCUCCAGAAGAUCCUGGCAGUGGCAUCAAGACAGUGUGUGCCCAUCCUUGCUGAUGAGAUCUAUGGAGACAUGGUGUUUGCUGACUGCAAAUAUGAACCCAUUGCAACUCUCAGCAACAGUGUGCCAAUCUUGUCCUGUGGUGGCUUGGCAAAGCGAUGGCUAGUCCCAGGCUGGCGGAUGGGCUGGAUCCUAAUCCACGACAGGAGAGACAUCUUUGGUAAUGAGAUCAGGGAUGGCCUUAUCAGGUUGAGCCAAAGGAUCCUAGGACCCUGUACAAUUGUCCAAGGAGCACUGGAACGUAUCCUGCACAGAACACCCCCCGACUUUUACCACAACACCCUCAGCAUCCUCAAGUCCAAUGCUGACCUUUGUUAUGCUGCUCUGUCAGCUAUCCCAGGCCUCCAGCCUGUUCGGCCCGCUGGAGCCAUGUACCUCAUGGUUGAAAUUGAAAUGGAGCAUUUUCCUGAAUUUGAAAAUGAUGUGGAGUUCACUGAGCGGCUCAUCUCGGAGCAGUCUGUGUUUUGCCUGCCAGCUACAUGCUUUGAGUACCCAAACUUCUUCCGUGUGGUGAUCACUGUACCUGAGGAGAUGAUCUUGGAGGCCUGCAGUCGCAUCCAGGAGUUCUGUGAGAUGCACUACCAGGGUGCUGAGGGGGCCCAGGAUCUUGAGUGUGACAAGUAGCUGCAACCAACCUCCUGCCUCUGCCAGACUAGACCUUGUGUGAGGUGGUAGGCAGGGCUGCUUCCAGCCAGCACCAUGUCCCCCUGCCUGUAGGCAGGUGAUGUCCUGCUGCUUCACAGACCUCUCAGCACCAUAGAAAGAAGCAGAUCUCUCCUUUUCCACUGCACCUCCCACACCCUCUGGCAUCUGGUGCCUGUGGUCUCCAUAUACUCUGCAUCUGCACCCCAUACUGGUAUCUGUGCUGGCCACAAACCAGCCACAGGCAGGGACACCUGGCUGCUCCUGAACCAGGAUCCAUGGCAUUGACCCUGAGUGGCCAGUAGCUCCUGCACUGCCUGCACUCCCCCUCUGGGGCAGGAGAUGGCCACAAUCUCAGAGGACAAGAGACAUUCACCCACCUCUCACUUGUCUUACUUUAGGAGGCCAGAGCGCUUUAUACCAAGCCCUUUGUCCAGCAAAGGGAGUAAGUUAUUGUGACUUUUUUUUAUUAAUAAAUCUUCUGACAUGGCAGUCCCCAUAGUGUGUCAGUAAGGGCUUGUGCCUAGUGGGUCACUCUUGUUCAGCCUGUGGUGCCUGAUGUUUGCCUCUGUCCCUGCAGCUGCCUGGCUGGGGCCUGCCCUGCCACCAGCCAAAGCACAGGGACAGCCCGUUCAACCCUGGCAGUGCUCACCAGGUUGUCAGGGCAGGAGGGGCCCUGCAAACCUGGUACAGACAAGAGCCAACUGCUCCCGUUCCAGUGAGCCUAGAAGCUUGCUGUGGUGGCUGGGCCCCUCCACAGCUCACCCCAUCUUCUGCUGCUUGUUGAUCCUUACAGCCACAGCAGCGUGAUGUAUGCUAGUGCCCAGGUGGGCACUGCCAGGCACCAACCUCCAGAUAUUCAAGGUGGGUUUUUCCCACUCCAGCAGUAAAUGCCAAGGUGGUACUUCUCUGAAGUGCUUUCACUGUGUGAGUGUUUGUGAUGUGCUGCUAUGCCCAGGUUGCUGAUGGCUGGAUGCAUGAGCACCAUAAAGCGCAAAGAACCAAUGGCCUGGUGCCUAAUGGAAAAAUGGGCCCAUCAGACUGACUGCUGUAGUCAGGGGCUCAAGGAACAUUUUCUCUUCACACAGGAGUAAUGUACAGUGUGCUUCAUGCUGUCACCUGCAUCUCUCUUCACCUGCCUUAUGGCAAGGUGAAGCUCACAGGCUGUCUUUGCUUUCCCUCUGGUAUGAAAAAUGAGCUGGCUCUGAAUUACAUGCUGCCAGACCUCCUGCCAGGUUGUGUGGACUCCUCUUCUGUCCAGCACAAAAUCUGAGUACCAGUACGUAGGAGAAAGCUAUGUGAGAAAAAGAGCAGUGUUUGAAAAGGUACUCAUCAGCCGAGUGUUCAGGCUACAUCCUUCCCUUUCAAACAAAGCAAUCCCAGAAAAAAAGCGAUAAGCUGGGCUGUGAGGGAAUGAGAGGAAAUUUGGAGAUUUGAAGUUACUAGAUCUCAAAAUAGAACCAGAUAACAUGAGUUACUUGAGACAAAAAUUGACAAAUGAUAAAUAGAAUGGUGUAUGGGGAGUCUGUUGGGUCAGGAGGCCUUUACAGCAUGAUAUUGCUGCAUUGUUGUACUGUGUUGCAUCUACUGCAGCUGUCAAGUUUGUCUUGAACUCUUUCCCAAGUAUCUUGGGUUCUGAGGCUUUAAUUUCCAUUAAUAAUGAAUAGUUUUUUUCCCAUUUUUAAACAAAGCUGCUCCUUUCAGAUCCUUCUCCCUUCAUCAAUCCCCUUUCCUCCAGAGUGCUCCUGGAGAUUUCUGUUAACAUGUAACUAAUCUUUAGUGAUUAACAUCGUUCUGGUUCCUCUUAGCCAGCAAGCAUCUGAACAGCAGCCAGAGGCGUAUGCCUCUUUCUUCCUUAUAAAUCUCAAUAUACUUAGAUUUUUCAAGGCUACUUUCUCUAUUGCCAUCAUUAAACAUAAUACUGCCUUUGUGUCAAGAGUGCUUUGGUAGAAUUUUUCAGCACUCUAAUGGCGGAUCCACACCCAUCCUCUAUGUCUUAGCUGGGGAGCACAAGCUGUAUUCCCUGACACAGGCUUGCAGCAUGCUUAUCCUCUUUUCUUCAUUGUCUGGGCAAGCCGUGUUUAGGAGGAAACACAAACCCCAAACAGAGACCUAGGUGCUUAGGCUACACUUAUGCCUUUCUAAGGAAAUGAAGUAACUUCUCUGCUCCUAGGCAGAUGAAGAAAUUAAAUUAAGUGUUCUCAGCUUCCAAAGGAGCUGGCAGCAGAUUCACCUGCCUGUAGUACCACAAUUUGCCCUGCUGGGCUGGGCUCAAUCACACCUGCCAGCAGUUAGGCCAUCAGCUCAUCCAGGUGCCCUAAGAACGUGGAUUCAGCCCACUCUCCUGGCCCUCUCCUCAUCUACUAUCUCCUCUGGCAGUCCUGACUGUCCCUUUGUGGGGCUGCUGUCAGGAAUAGUUACUGAGUGCCUCCCGCCAUGAAGCUAUGGCCCUUGACCAUGAGAGACUGUCUUGGACCAGCCUGCUCUCCACUAGAAAGCAGAAUGCACCUGGAUCCAUUAGGGUUUGUCUUGGAACCUGGGCAGUCGCAUGGAGAUAAUCAAGGUAUGACUAAGGUCCUGGCAUUGGUCAGGAGUGGGAACAAAAUGCUAUGGGGAAACUGGUUGUACAAAGCUUGUUUGGAGGUGAAGGGUGGCACAUAGCCUCAUUUGUCCAAGAUGUAUGUGUAGGCCCUGUCAGAACUUGACACCAGAUGAGUUGACCUCCUUCAGUAGUAUUACCCAUGAGUACUGGAGGAAGGAAAUAUUCAGUGUGUCAAAGGGAGAUAUGAACAGGAUUCCACAAAGUGAAGUGUCCAGGACUGUAGGAAGGACAGUGGGUGUAAGAGGAAAUGGCAGCAGGAGGCUGGGGGACAGCAUUUUCUUAAGGUGACUAGGAGCAAUUGUUGAAACUAGACUAUAAGUAGAGGAGCUGUGGCAAAGGAAGGCUCAGUGUGGGCCAAGUCUCCCUACUGAUAGGGCAAGCACACAAAACACGUCAGUAGGGGUACUGUCACUUGAAAGCUGGCCAGCUAAGCUUACGAACCGUUCAGAACAAGGUUGUGGUUAUGUCUUAUAUAUUAGCCCUCAAUCUGAGAACCCAGCAGAAGGAUUCACUCACGUGUGGGUGAAGCAGGGUGGGCGAAAGAGUCAGCCAGCAUCUUUACUCUUGCCUACUGCAACUCUGAGUAGUCUUUCCUGUACGCUUGCUGUACUACGUGCGCCUAUUACCUGACAAUCUGCCUCACAGCUGUUAUAAGUGUUCCAUGAGUAAGAUGUAAGUCAUUCCCUGAACUGUUUGGCAUUUUAGGCAAAUAAUCAAGCUAAAUGGGAGCAAAGUCUGAAGAUCAAGUUUAUCUUCUGGGACUAGACUGUGUCAUUUCAGGCUUGUCUGUUUACCUUAAAUUGUUUACAAUUCAGAUUAUAACUUCACAGUUUAUCUCAAACUCAAGAAAAAGCUGUAGCAACAGAAAUCCAAUGUCACACCAGGCUGUGCCAGGGAAUUGCUAUGGAGAAUUGCUUUGUCUCAUGUAGGACAUCACUUAAGUUAUCUUCCUUGUUGUUCCUCAUUUUGAAAAUCAGAUGGAGUGAGUUCUGCUCUGGCUCAGGAGAAACCAACCCUAAGUGGCAUUUAGUGUGGGCAUUGCAUCUGUGCAUUCUGGCACUUGCCUGACAGUAGAUUUUCCUUUCCAAAUUCUAUGAACAAACGAUUCUAAUGCAACCAGAGAACCAGAGUAAAUGUAUAAAGCAUCCCUGCCAAAAAGAUCUCUUUCCAAAAGCCAAAGAAUUUUGCUUUGCUCUGCUGCCCUCAGCCCUAUGAAAGCAAUGAGCAAUCAAGCAAUUGAAGUGCAGGUUUUUUGUUGUUUUGUUGUUUGUUUGUUUUUCCAACUAGUAUCGAGUUUAUUUUCUGCAAAGAGCCAGGCUUUCCCUUUGAGUGCUAAAAUCCAGCGAUCAGUAGCGGGGUUUGCAGGCCUUUAUGUGAGCAGCUACACUGUAGCUUUUUGUCACAGAUCUAGCAGAUCAAAAACACUCUGUUCCCUACAGCCUUAGUCACCUCAGCUAGAGAACACCUAAACUUCCUCUGCCUCGAGACAGAGGCUUUCUGUGGCAAGCAUUUGCAAGUCCACAGUCACUGCAUUGAUUCAUGUGGUAGCUCCUGAUUUUAUACAUCUGGGAUGCAGGAAACGCGAGUCAAGAACUAACUGAUCCUUCUAAAUAAAUAUUAGCAAACACAUGAUAAUGAGACUUGUAGCCUACAUCUGCCUUUUUGCCAAGAGGAUUUAUUAAAAAAUAAAAAAAAAAAGGCAGUAGCUUUGCGAAUCUCCAAGGUGGAAGUCGUGAUCUGAGCCAAACGGGAUAACAAACUUCCGUUUAAAAAGAGAAUGUACCUCCCAUCCAUGCCCGGAAUCCUAUCAGCGAGUAAACAUUGCUUUCUCCAAAGGAGGGUGUUCCCAAGGGCAGGGCUUUUGAGGCAGAGGAGUUUAUUUUGAAGAAGAGGGGAGAAAUGCACAGAAUGUAUGAAGGCCUUUCAUCAGUCAGAGUCACCUUGUAUGUUGCAUGAGGUUGUGCUCUUGUGUGUGACAGAUGGCUCCAGGGUUAAUAUUCUUAAUAUUCUUGCACUGACUUAAUCACUAGAGCUCCUUUUGCAAUUGGUGGAAUGAGAGACUUCUGCAGCAUUGUUCCUGUGACCUGCUUUAUAUAUAAAUACAGUAUAAGAGAAAAUGUAUUCUACAAGGCAUGCGAGGGCAGUUGCUAAAAUUCUGGUUAGCAGUAAAGAUUCUGAAUAGGGAGAAAUUGCUCUUAGUCUCUUUUGAUACAAAAAUGUUGACAUUAUUAAGGUACAUAUUAAGGUACAUAUAUUAAAUAUAGUAUGCUAGGUUCAAAACAGAGGGCAGUAGUUCUCAACUUGCAGCCAGACAUUCUCAUUGCCAGGGAGUACUGUAGAUGCCAGAAGUACCGGUGAGCUCAAAGCAUGUCUGGACAAGUGAAAACAAAAAACCUAAGUGCUAUGAAAUACAAAGACCACUUCGCUCUCAACUGAUUUUAUUACACAGCUUCAGUACUGAUGCCUGUUCAAAAAUAUCACCCUCUCCUCUUGUCAUAGUCAAUGGAAAGAAACAUGAACUUCUAGGACAUCACUCUCUAACUUGUUUUGAACAUCCGUGUUCAGAUAUGUGAAUCAAGUACUCCAAAGCUCGCUGCAGCUGGGGAGCACCUAGGGAGGAAAGCAUAUUUUCUUCUUUGGGCAGCUGCUCUUGAUGAUGGAAGAAGACAGGGCAAAAUUUGAUCAGACUUUAGAGCUGAGCUAGUUCUCCUGCUCUAGCUGUUUCUCUCAUCAGACUAUCAAAGACAUGGCUUUGGGGUGCCUGUACUACAGUGUCAGAACUGAAAAAGUAUCUCUAGACCACACCUUCGAUGCUAUUUCUCACCCUAUUCCUAUUGCUGCUACACUGGUUCAGAUGUGUCUGUGUGUGCAUGCACAAUACACAAUUAUUUUCUCCUUCAGGAAAUAAGAAAUGGCAGUUCACAGGGCUUGCAAGUCCGAGUCCCUAGAAAAUACUUCUAAUCAAGGAAUGGAGUAGAAAACAGAGAUAUGGUCAGCCACUGUUUGAGGUGGAAGGAAGUUACUCAAGACCAAGUAGUAGGGGGCUAAUUGCCAUUAAGCACACGUUGACUGCUAUACGAUCGUGCUUUGCUUCAUCUGUUGCUUAAAGCUUAUCAGUCAGACAUACAGGGAGAAGCAGGUCCUUUGUUCAAAUGCCAGAGUAUUCUCCUUCACUUUCCACAGUGUGCAGGUUUCUAGGAGGGCAGAGUGCCAGAAAAAUGUGCCUUCCCAAGCCUUGUCUCCAAAGAAGAGUACAUUCUUCCCCUCUAUACAACUACUUAUGCCACAGAGGCUGCCUUCUGGAAAGCUCAGCCAAGCGGCUCGUACUUGUGAUCUGUGCAAAUGAAAAAGUCUGAGCUCUGUGACUGGAGCACUGUACAGCAGUGUUCAGUGCUGCCAUGGAGCCUGAAUACUGGUGCCAAAGGACCAGCAUGUCCUGGACAAACUACGUACAGGUGGAGUAGGAGUUUCAUGAGUCUCUGUUCAUGCAAGUGUUAGUAGGGAGAAAUUAGGCUUCAGGAAUUGUGACCUUAGAUAUCGGUUUUGUAACUCUUACAGACAUUUUUGCUCAAGGGCAUUAUUUAGCUGCUCAGGGACACAAUACAGUGAAGGGUUGUUAGGGUAGUUUGGUUAGAUUGUUCUUAGACUUGAUGAUCUUUAAGGUCUUUUUCAACCUGAGCGAUUCUAUGAUACAUACAAAUCCAUCCUACAGAUGCUGUCUGUGAGGGACUAGGAACACAUAGCUGAAAUCCAGGCUGCACAGAACUUUGCUUGCUUGUUUCCAUAGGGCCAUAUCUGGACAACUGUCAGCUUCUAGCCUUGUUUCCUGACCAAAAGUUACCAGGGCUUGACCAUCUGUGUUUGUAAUGAAGCAAGUGAAAGGGAACAUGACCUUCCCUUCCCUGAUCAGGCUGUCCCUCCUGCUGGAAGGGCCUGUAUUUUUUCCUACUACUAUUUCUUACACUCCAGCAGUCCUCAGAGCAGUGCAGUAAGAUCUCCAGGAACAGAGGGCACCAUCAGGAGGUCAACAUCUCACCAGAAAGCAUAACAGAAAAGAUUACACUUGGAAUAGGAAUUACCCAAAGUGACUUGUCUUCUCACAGUUGCAGAAUAUUAUGCAUUUCCCCAGUUUGGCUCUGCUCUUCUUUACCGCUUUACCUGGCACAGCCCAACUGCAGCUCCAAUAUCCUUCUGAAUUAUUAACAAGACAAGUCUGGCAGCUCCUUUUUCUGCUGCCUCUUUCACACAAUUUUCAGUUCCAAAAAAUUCAACUCAAGCAGGUCACAUUCCUGUUCCACAUCUUAAAGACAACAGGCUCUUCUGAGGCCUGCAACAGAUCUCAGCAAAAUCAACAUUCAAUUGCCCUCAUGAAUUUCAUGACCCUUCUCAUUUAUUUAUAGUGUAUGGACCUUUGUUCUCCUGCAAGAAACUGCCAUUCCCAUGCUUUGCUGCUAGUGGAGGGUGGAGUUUUAUAAUUUAUGGCAGGUAAAAGUAGGCAGGCACAGUAGUCAGAGCUCAGGCAUAAAUGAAAGGUAGAGGAGGUAGCGUGAGGUGUAUAGAUAAGAGCUGAGUACACAUGUGUGAGAGCCUGGCAUGAAGGCUGAGUGCCUGUAUACGAGUGCAGGUGUUUUGUAAGGCUCCCUGAAACAGUGUAUACUGCUGAAGUAUACAUAUGAGAGGGAAGCCUUGCUUGAAUCAAGUCUG